AUGACGUUAUACUGUCAAACUUGAUACCCGUUUUGUGAUAUUUAUUUUCUAAUUUGGUGUUACAAAACAGUGAGUGAUUAGUAAAAUGUGUAAGGUUCAUUGAAUGCAAUGUUAGCCCGGCCGUUUUCGCAAGUUAAAUGAAAUUUAGCUAAAGUAGCAUCAGCGCCGUACAAUCAGCACUGAAGGUGCGCUAGCCACAGUUUGGCAGUCGGUAAAAUUCGUUGAUAGGUUCGUUGACAUAUUCACCUCGCUAGUCAUGGCAACUAGGCGUCUGACCGAUGCCUUCUUGUUAAUGCGGAACAAUGCAAUCCAAAACCGGCAGAUAUUGGCAGAGCAAGUGAGUACAUAUGACUCCCGUCGUACUCUAAAUACACGUAGCAAUGCUGCGUUGGCUGAUGACCGUAUGGCCCUGGUGUCUGGAAUCAGUCUGGAUCCUGAAGCUGCCAUCGGUGUCACCAAAAAACUGCCUCCCAAGUGGGUGGAUGGAGUAGAUGAGAUUCAAUAUGAAAUCACACGGGUGCGUCAGAAGAUUAAAGAACUGGCAUCACUUCAUGACAAGCACAUGAAUCGUCCCACACUGGAUGACAGCAGUGAGGAGGAACAUGCUAUAGAAAUAACAACGCAAGAGAUUACUCAGAUGUUCCACCGAUGUCAACGGGCUGUGACAGGUUUACAUUCUCGUUGUGGCCAUUGCACUGAGCAGGAAGAGAGACUGUUGAGAAACGUGGUCUCCUCUUUGGCACAGAGCCUACAGGAGCUGUCUGCCAAUUUUAGGCAUACACAGUCCAGCUACCUAAAACGUAUGAAGAAUCGUGAGGAGCGAUCAAAGCACUUUUUUGACUCUGGACCUCUUAUGGAGGAGGAUGAAGAUUUAGCUCUAUAUGACAAAGAGUUCACAGAUGAUCAGCUGAUGCUGGUGGAACAGAACACAGUUAUGGUGGAGGAGAGAGAGAGGGAGAUCCGACAAAUAGUACAGUCCAUCUCUGACCUGAAUGAGAUUUUUCGGGACUUGGCCGGAAUGGUGGUUGAACAGGGCACGGUACUGGACAGGAUUGACUUCAACGUGGAGCAAGCUUGUGUCAAAACAGAAGAUGGAUUAAAACAAUUACAGAAGGCUGAACAGUACCAGAAGAAAAACAGAAAGAUGCUGGUCAUUUUGAUCCUCUUUGUCAUAGUCAUUGUUCUAAUAUUUAUUCUCUUUGGAACAAAGUUUUAAUUAUUCAGUCCUCUGUCUUGUGCUUUCUGUGUGGGUGUUUGGCGUGCAUCUGCGUGGACCGGGAUGGAAGUCUAUAUACUCAAAACAGACAGCUGACUGCCUUUCAUAUCCUCUCCAGAAAUAUCAGAAGAGUUUUCACACACUUCCAGACUCACUUACUGGUUUUUGAAGAGGUUUCGUGGCAGAUUUUUAUGAGAAAAUCAAUCUCAGUAAGCCUUAUUCAAGUGACUUGCUUACAAAGAAGCAAGAUUGAGUAGUGGACUGAUCUUGAACCAGACAAUGUUGAAGUACCUCUGUUUACUAAGCUGGAUGAGAGAACACUCCUACCCAUCAUUAUGGACUACCAAUAAAUGUUUGAACAAGAGUAUUCUUGCUUGAAUUUCAAGCAUGUAUUGUUAUAUUCCUUGUCUGAACAAUGCAGAAUUUCAGCCCAAUAUUAUGAUGAUCAUUGUGUUUCUGUGAUGAAAGAUGUGACAAGAUGUAAUAAUGUCUGUGAAUGAGAAACCUAUAAAUCUUUAUUUGU
Messenger RNA from Lampris incognitus (smalleye Pacific opah), 1739 nucleotides. It is a transcript of the gene stx16, whose product is annotated as syntaxin 16. Gene Ontology annotation, cellular component: membrane; SNARE complex; endomembrane system. The transcript has 8 exons. Lineage: Eukaryota; Metazoa; Chordata; Actinopteri; Lampriformes; Lampridae. Gene Ontology annotation, biological process: vesicle fusion; intracellular protein transport; vesicle-mediated transport. Gene Ontology annotation, molecular function: SNARE binding; SNAP receptor activity. The record is from RefSeq and is a predicted model, not a curated record. Bases 257 to 1216 code for a protein of 319 amino acids.